ACAAGUGUAGGCAUAUAUGUUCACAAUAAAUAAGGCAAUCACAACUGAAGUUUAGAAUUUUGACCGUGUUGAUUGCUGCCUUCACAAGUAGAGUAAACAAAGUCCGAAAACCUCCAUCGUUUCAUAGCCUAUAGAAUUUGAUUGAGCUACCCCUACUUCACAAAUCAUCUAUAUAUAUAAUCUACUUUUCCAGAUAUACCCAUCUAACCAUCUUUUUCUCUCUGCGCCGUUGUAGCGUUCAAGAUGAGUUACAACAACGAUCCGUACAUAGAUGAGGAUGGAGAGGCAUUGGUGGAUUUUGAUGAGGAUGUCCGAUCAGAUAACGAGCAACAGGAACAAUUCCUUGGUGACAAUCUGGACGAUGAUGAUGAUGCAUGGAAUCAGAGACAGCGAGAGCGGUCACCGACCCCGGUAUAUGAUGAUCUUAACAAGUCUAAGCCCAGGAAGCGGUUAAUUAAGAAAUCUUCGGCUAGAGAAAACACUCCGGAUAUUGGGCUAGGAGAUGAGGAGGAUGCUUAUGGUGGUGCUGCUGAUGAUGACAUGACUGGCAAUAUGCGUGAUGAGUUUGACGGCGGUGGUCCUUCAUCUUCCUCUGCUGGUGGUGGAAAGAGGAAGAGGUUUGGCAUGGAGUUUAGUGAAGAGAAGAGGAAGGAGAAGAAGGGGAGAGAGAAAGUAGAGAAGAAAUUUAAGUUGAGGAAAAAUGGGGGUUACUCGGGAGGAAGCAGGUUAAAGGACCAGGAGGGGGAUCGGGAGAUGAAGGAGAUGUGGGAUACCAUUGCUGGUGGUGACUCUGAGGAUGACCAAGAAGGUCCAAAGAAUGCCGAUGAUGAUAACUUCAUUGAUGAUAGUGGUGUAGAUCCAGCUGACAGGUAUGGAAGCGACAAUGAACCACUGUCUCCCAGCAAUGCUCCGCAGGCUGAAGAAGGGGAAGAGGAUGACGAAAUCAAGCAGCUCUUCAAGGGAGGCAAGAAGAAAAAGAAAACUGAAAAGAGUGCAGCAGAAAUUGCAUUGCUAGUAGAGAAUGUUAUGGCUGAGUUGGAAGUUGUUGCCGAGGAGGAUGCCGAAUUGAAUAGACAUUCCAAACCUGCUAUAAAUAAACUAAAAAAACUCCCUCUUCUCAUAGAUGUCCUGUCUAAGAAGCAACUUCAGCAAGAAUUUUUAGAUCAUGGAGUGUUGACUCUUUUGAGGACUUGGCUUGAACCCCUUCCAGAUGGGAGCCUGCCCAACAUAAACAUUCGUGCUGCGAUCCUAAAGAUCCUUACUGAUUAUCCAAUUGAUCUUGAGCAGUAUGAUAGAAGAGAGAUGUUGAAAAAGAGUGGUCUUGGAAAGGUUAUUAUGUUCCUCUCGAAAUCAGAUGAGGAGACUACAUCUAACAGGAAACUUGCCAAGGAUUUGGUUGACAAAUGGAGUCGACCAAUAUUCAACAAGAGUACACGGUUUGAAGACAUGAGAAAUCUAGAGGAUGAGAGAGCUGCUCAAUACAGGCGGCCCUUGAAAAAACCCAUGAAUAAAGCAUCAGGAAUGGAAUCCAGAGACGAUGACCUUGACUUGGCUGGAUAUUCACAAGGGCAAAAAUCUGGUCAGUCAUCUGGUAGGCAACUUACAUCAAGGCCUGAAGCAAUGUCAAUGGAUUUUGUGGUGCGUCCACAGUCUAAGAUUGAUCCUGACGAAGUUAGGGCCAGGGCUAGAGCAAUGGUUCAAGACCAGCGCCGAAUGAAGAUGAAUAAGAAACUGCAGCAGUUAAAAGCUCCCAAAAAGAAGAAACUCCAAGCCACAAAACUCAGUGUGGAGGGUCGUGGCAUGGUGAAGUACCUCUAGGCUGUGUUUAUUGUGCUUGCCCUUGUUAGGGUAAAUAGCCUGUUGGCUCUGCUACACAAUAGUUCCAUGCACUGGAGGAUGGGUGUUCUUGUGAGCUUAGUAUCUGGGCAGUGGCUAAUCAAAGUGCCUUGUGAAUGUGGGACAUGGUCCUCAUCAUUUUUUGAAACUAGUUUGAGGGCUUCUAGUAUGUUAUUUCUGAUGAUCAGUCGUCAUUGAUUAAAUGGUGCCGCAUGUUAUCUACUUGUAUUAUUCCUUCCUCAGCAGCUUUCUGAGGAUGGCUUCUUCCUUAUAAUAUGGUGGUGCGUCAUCUGAUACCCGUUAAUUUUGGUUCCCUAGUUCACUAAUAAGUUUCCAAGUCAUUGGUGUAAUGGAAGUCAUGGCUGUUGCUAUGGGUGAUGCGCAACUUGGAAUACUAUAUUAUUGCCGUUUGGCAUGUAUUAUGCUGUUUUCCUGAAUCUCUUUAGCUAGGUUUUCUAUCCUUUCAUUUGCUUGUUAGUAUUAGCUUGUGAGUUGAGACAGAUCUUAUCCUUCUCCAGAAGGCAAAUUGUACUUUCUCCUGUUUUAGACCUAACAAAGUAUUUCUCAAAAUGCUCAUUUAGUA
This is a messenger RNA of Solanum pennellii, 2419 nucleotides long. Its product is annotated as protein IWS1 homolog 1. Gene Ontology annotation, biological process: brassinosteroid mediated signaling pathway; regulation of DNA-templated transcription elongation. Bases 244 to 1818 code for a protein of 524 amino acids. The transcript is spliced from 11 exons. Lineage: Eukaryota; Viridiplantae; Streptophyta; Magnoliopsida; Solanales; Solanaceae. The record is from RefSeq and is a predicted model, not a curated record.